Ictalurus furcatus (blue catfish) is the source of this 1092-nucleotide messenger RNA. RefSeq names its product uro-adherence factor A-like. The record is from RefSeq and is a predicted model, not a curated record. The transcript is spliced from 2 exons. Bases 226 to 957 code for a protein of 243 amino acids. Lineage: Eukaryota; Metazoa; Chordata; Actinopteri; Siluriformes; Ictaluridae.
AAUCUACCAGCACAGGUUUAAAUACUGUGAUGUCAGUCACUGCAGUAACAAAAACACAACACUGUUCCAGUGAAGGAGGCGUGGCCUGUGUGGGUCAGGCACAGUGAAGGAGGCGUGGCCUCUGUCUGUCAGUCAUAUUAAAGGAGGUGUGGCCUCUGUAUCUGUUAGUCACAUUAAUGGAGGCGUGGCCUGUUUAUUUUAGUCACAAUAAAGGAGGUGUGGCCUAUGUAUUUUAGUCACAGCGAAGGAGGUGUCGCCUCUGUGUCUGUUAGUCAGAGUGAAGGAGGUGUGGCCUGUGUGUCUGUCAGUCAGAGUGAAGGAGGUGUGGCCUGUGUGUCUGUCAGUCAGAGUGAAGGAGGUGUGGCCUGUGUGUCUGUUAGUCAGAGUGAAGGAGGUGUGGCCUGUGUGUCUGUUAGUCAGAGUGAAGGAGGUGUGGCCUGUGUGUCUGUUAGUCAGAAUGAAGGUGGUGUGGCCUGUGUGUCUGUUAGUCAGAGUGAAGGAGGUGUGGCCUGUGUGUCUGUUAGUCAGAGUGAAGGAGGUGUGGCCUGUGUGUCUGUUAGUCAGAGUGAAGGAGGUGUGGCCUGUGUGUCUGUCAGUCAGAGUGAAGGAGGUGUGGCCUGUGUGUCUGUUAGUCAGAGUGAAGGAGGUGUGGCCUGUGUGUCUGUUAGUCAGAGUGAAGGAGGUGUGGCCUGUGUGUCUGUUAGUCACAGUGAAGGAGGUGUGGCCUGUUUGUCUGUUAGUCACAGUGAAGGAGGUGUGGCCUGUGUGCCUUUUAGUCACAGUGAAGGAGGUGUGGCCUGUGUGUCUGUUAGUCAGAGUGAAGGAGGUGUGGCCUGUGUGUCUGUUAGUCACAGUGAAGGAGGUGUGGCCUGUGUGUCUGUUAGUCACAGUGAAGGAGGCGUGGCCUCUGUACACAUCCACUUCAGUAAUAGAAUAUUAGGUCUGUUCUUGUAUUAGACCAAUAAACCACUACAAAAAGGAGGUUUAAUUAUAAAAUAAUGUUUAUGUGCAUUUUGGCAUACGUCAAAAUAUAAAAAUAUAAAAUGUAAAUUUAGUCAAAAAUUGAGAAAAGCCAUGAAAAGAAAAAUACGA